Messenger RNA from Pyrgilauda ruficollis (rufous-necked snowfinch), 1821 nucleotides. RefSeq names its product CCCTC-binding factor like (gene CTCFL). The transcript is spliced from 8 exons. Gene Ontology annotation, biological process: regulation of transcription by RNA polymerase II. Bases 431 to 1081 code for a protein of 216 amino acids. The record is from RefSeq and is a predicted model, not a curated record. Gene Ontology annotation, molecular function: DNA-binding transcription factor activity, RNA polymerase II-specific; RNA polymerase II transcription regulatory region sequence-specific DNA binding. Gene Ontology annotation, cellular component: nucleus. NCBI's taxonomy places the organism in Eukaryota, Metazoa, Chordata, Aves, Passeriformes, Passeridae.
UGUUGGGGAAGCAAAGAGUCAGAGCUGCAAAGGUGGUGAUGAUUUGUCUGACUUAUUCAAUGGAAGUAAAGAGCAGGAAUAUCCAACUGCAUCAGAACAAACAGUUGUAAGAAAUCUCAAGAAUCUAAAAUUUGAGGCUUGUGCUCCACAUCAGGAUAAAGUCAAGCUGUCGAGUCUCAGGCGUCAUUUGAAAAUCCAUUCGGAUGAGAAACGUCACGUGUGUCACCUCUGCCCGAAGGCCUUCCGCACAGCAGCUCUGCUGCACAACCAUGUGAACACACAUACAGGGAACAAACCCCAUAAAUGCAGUGAGUGUGACACGGCCUUUGUGACUCGAGGGGAGCUUGCACGACACAGGAGGUACAAGCACACUUUGGAGAAGCCUUUCAAGUGCACAAUAUGUGAAUACUCCAGUGUAGAAGCCAGCAAGAUGAGACGCCACGUUCGCUCGCACACCGGAGAGCGGCCCUACCCCUGUCACCUGUGCAGCUAUGCCAGCAAAGAUGCCUGCAAACUGAAAAGGCACAUGUUAACUCACACAGGUGAAAAACGCUAUGAAUGUUACGUUUGCCAAGCCAGAUUCACUCAGAGUGGUACCAUGAAAAUCCAUGUGUUACAGAAACAUGGAGAAAAUGUGCCAAAACACCAAUGUCCACAUUGUAGUACUUUCCUUUCCCGAAAAAGUGACUUGGGUGUCCACCUGAGGAAUCUGCAUUCCUACAUGGAAGAGGCAGUGAAGUGCAGGGACUGUGAGGCAGCUUUCCACGAGCGCUACGCCUUCCUUCAGCACAGGAAGACUCACAGGAGAGAAAAAAGCUUCAGGUGUGCUCAGAGUAAUAUGUGUAAGCGUGCUGAAAACUGUGGAUUGGUGAAGGCAAAAACUGCUGCACCCAGAAAAGGAAGCAAAGGCAAAAAUAAAAUCCAUGAGAACUCGAAGCAUGCUAAGCCAGAAGUUGGCCUGACAUUAUUCCCAGGUGACUCUACUGCGAAAAAUGAACGUUGUGCCAGUGAGAUUGUUCCUGUUUCAGAUGGGACAGAAACAGCAACUCCAAGGGAGCACAGAGCAGAAGCAACUCAUUAAACGUAUCCUCAACAUGAUGGACAAAUAAUGCACAGACAGACUGGUCUUCUUUGUCCUCAGGAGUUGUAACUGAGCAGUUCAAAGUGUGGAACUACCUCCACUUAGAAAGGUGGAAAAGAUGCUGGUUGGAAGCUGUUGAAGCCCUUCUGUGCUCAUGUUUCUCCUUGCUGGAGUUUCUCCUGUGUAACCUAAACACCAUUGCAAAGUGUGAAAGUUAGAGGCAACUUUCACCUGGUUUAUUACUUGCAGGUAAUAACAGAAUGGCAAAAAUCAGCUAAUUUCAGAGUUAUUUAUUAAAGAAUAGAUUGGUUUUUUCCCCUUACAUUUGUUUUUUUCCAGCUUUACUUACAGAAUUGCAAAUCUGAGGCAAGUUUAUCCCUCAGUAUCACUGAGAGCUGCCUGAAUUUCAGUGUUUGUAAUUUGCUGAGGUGAGCAAAUGAAAGGCAAUGAUUUUUUAGUACAAGGUACAUUUACUAAAUCUCCUUUCUGCAAACACUCUAGUUUCUAAUCGAAUUCAUGAUGCAAUAGAAUGAAUGACACAAUUUUGUGGAAAAGCACCAUUUUUUAUGCCUCAUACUACUGGUAAUUAGAAACUAAUCUUUUGUCUGAGUUUUUCUCAGCUCAGUUAGCUGGGCAGACACAACUGCAUGACAAAAAUGAAGCAGGAACAGAGUGGCAGACAAAUGUGGAGGACCCCCAAAUUCUGGGGGUGUAAAACCUUCUGUGACCUUAAGCUGACU